This is a messenger RNA of Mesorhabditis belari, 828 nucleotides long. The record is from the annotation of a GenBank genome assembly. NCBI's taxonomy places the organism in Eukaryota, Metazoa, Nematoda, Chromadorea, Rhabditida, Rhabditidae.
AUGCCGAGUUUUCUGCCGGACAACUUGCUGGCGUUGUUCGUGUCUCGACCACCAUUCCCAUAUUUACCACCAGUCGAUGAACUACUCGUGGAUCGUAAUGAGAAACGACCAAAGAUGGGUGGAAUGGCUCAGCAUAUCGGAGAAUUUGAGGACCCAGUCGACACUCCGCCAAAGCCCGAGGUUGAGACAAACGCUCAAAAAAAGGCUCGCAUACGAAAGCAAAAAGAAGAGCUGAUGUCAUUCAAAUUGGAACAAGGAAUCGCUCUAUGGAAUCCAGCUGAGAAUGAGAAGGCCACAAAAGAUCCAUACAAGACACUCUUUGUCUCGAGAAUUAACUACGAAACCUCUGAGUCAAAGCUGAAGCGAGAGUUCGAGCAAUUCGGUCGAAUCGAGCGACUCCAAAUGGUUUACGAUAAAAAUGGAAAACCCCGUGGCUACGCUUUCAUAGAGUAUCGUGACAAAAACGAUAUGCACGCUGCUUACAAGAAAGCUGAUGGAAUGAAGAUUGAUGGAAGACGUGUUGUGGUGGAUUAUGAGAGAGGACGCACACAGAAGAGUUGGCUACCCCGGCGACUUGGUGGUGGAAAAGGGGACACACGAAAAACGAGAGAGUCUCGAGCUGAACUAUUGGCGAAAGGAGUUCGAGUCGACGAUCGAGACAACCGAGCUGGCAGUGGAGGAAGAGAUCGCGAUAGGGAUCGUGGAGGGGAUAGGGAGAGACGUCACUCUCGUUCACGGGAUCGCAAUGGUGGUGACCGGGAACGUCGAGGCGGAGGAGAUGAACGUCGAGGCGGUGGAGAUGACCGUCGACGAUCAGAUCGCCGCUUU